This is a messenger RNA of Phanerochaete carnosa HHB-10118-sp, 762 nucleotides long. RefSeq lists its product as uncharacterized. The record is from RefSeq and is a predicted model, not a curated record. The annotation marks the transcript as partial. NCBI's taxonomy places the organism in Eukaryota, Fungi, Basidiomycota, Agaricomycetes, Polyporales, Phanerochaetaceae. The transcript has a single exon.
AUGACCUCUGCUGAUGAUCAAUACAACAUCCUCUGGCUCAACGGUCAGCCCGGGUCCGGCAAGACAACACUAGCAUUCACCGUCGCACAGCGUUGCCGUGCCAGCCGUACCUUGGGUGCCAACUUCUUCUGUUCCCGAUCGGACUCCGAUUGCAGCAACGCCUCGCUGGUCUUCACGACGAUUGCUUACCAACUUGGAUUGUUCUACGAGCCUUACAAGGACCUGGUAGCGGAGAUACUCAAGAAGGACCCCCAGUUGGUAUACUCUAGUGUCUCUCGCCAAUUUGAGGAGCUCAUAGUCCAGCCGCUGACACACCUCCGUGGUGGCUUCCCUCCAUGUGUCAUAGUGAUCGACGCACUCGACGAGUGUCGAGACCCCCAGGUCACGUCUGCAGUGCUAUCUACUCUGCUGAAACACGCAGAGGAUCUCUCCCCUCUCCGAUUCUUCGUCACCAGCCGUCCCGAACGGCACAUUAUUACCAGGUUCGAUUCUCCUAAUUAUCGCAGUGCGUCUGGCCGGCUCCUCUUACACGAAGUCCCGCUAGAGUCUGUCGCUCCGGAUAUCAAGAAGUACGUCACGACAUCCCUAUCGGAGGUCAGACUGGAGUUUGGCCUGGCAGAGUCCUGGCCUGACGAGGCCGAUAUCGAUAUUGUCAGCCGGUUGGCCAAUGGGUCGUUCAUAUUUGCCGCGACCGCCACGAAAUUCAUUGGGGACCCGGGCUACGACGAUCCAGUUGGACAGCUGAAGACGCUCACAUCCGCU